AUGAGUGUUCCAUUUGAUAUCGACCCAUAUGAAGUGUUGCAUGUAGCCAAGGAUGCCACUCCGUUGGAAAUCAAGAGGUCCUACAAAAAGUUGAGUCUUAAGUAUCACCCCGACAAAAUCCAACAAGCUGGAAAUUCGGUGGAAAAUGAUACUUUUCCCAAGAUCCAGUUUGCUUAUAGCAUACUUUCUGACGCCGUGAAACGACAACGGUACGAUCAGACCGGACUGAUGGCUAGCGGUGUGGAUGACGAAGGCGGGUUCUUCGACUGGAAGGAAUAUUUCCUGACUAUGCAUGAUAAAAUCACCAUUGAUAUGAUCGAUGAAGAUCGCAAACGAUACCAAAAUUCUGAGGAGGAACGCCAAGAUAUUGUUCAGAACUUUAUUUACUAUGAAGGUGACUUUCUAAAGCUCUUUGAAGUGAUACCACAUUUGGAGUUUGAUGAGGAAGCGGAACAGCGGGUAUUUGCCAUAGUUGAAGAGGCUAUUGGUGACAAGAAAGUUGACGAAACUGUGAUUAAAUCGUUUGAAAAGUACAAGAAAUCCCGCAAGACAAAGGUUAAACAGAUGCUCAAGCGGCUAGCAAAGGAAGCAAAGGAAUCGGAAAAGUUGGCGGCAGCCAUAAAAGACAAGGGUAAUCGGCGGUUGGACUCCGAGAGUGAUCUCAAAGCAUUGAUCCAGAGCCGUCAAAGUAGUCGGAUGGACAGUUUGAUAGACAAGUUGGAGUCGAAGUAUGGGGCGAAAAAGGGAAAGAAACGAGCACCGACGGAGGAGGAGUUUGAAAAGAUCCAGGCGGGUUUGAAGAGGAGAAGGUAG
Meyerozyma guilliermondii ATCC 6260 is the source of this 813-nucleotide messenger RNA. RefSeq lists its product as uncharacterized. The coding region runs from base 1 to 813 and encodes 270 amino acids. Gene Ontology annotation, cellular component: cytoplasm; nucleus. Gene Ontology annotation, molecular function: heat shock protein binding. The transcript has a single exon. NCBI's taxonomy places the organism in Eukaryota, Fungi, Ascomycota, Pichiomycetes, Serinales, Debaryomycetaceae. The record is from RefSeq and is a predicted model, not a curated record.